CAUAAAUCACAUUCACAUAUAAGUCUCUCUUCAUUCAGUUUUUUAUAACCACAAGCAAUCUCUCUUUCUCUCUCGCUCUCUCUCUAAUGGAGACCUACCCACCGAUGUUUCUCUCAUCUUCAUCAUCUCCUCCUUUCAUGGCCAUGAACAUGAUCAAUUCUCAUCAUCAUCAUCAAGCAACUAACAAAGUUGUUGAUGAUGAACUUGCCGGCGGUGGGUUCCUCGGACUGAUGCCGAGCAUGGAAGCUCAAGGUGCGCUGUCUUCGUCGAACAAUACUAGCAGCGCCGAGGGAGCGAGUACUGGUCACAAUGAUUUCCGGGACAAGGGCUUGGCGUUCGAAGCAGGGUCGGAAGUUGGUGAACCGAAGGCUGCUGGGAGGAGGAAGGGAGAUCAUCAUCAGGGGUACGGGAAGGCUGCGUCGAAGGGGAAGGUGAGGAAGCCCCGGUAUGCAUUCCAGACGAGGAGCCAUGUCGAUAUUCUCGAUGAUGGGUACCGCUGGAGGAAGUACGGACAGAAGGCGGUCAAAAACAACAAAUUCCCUAGGAGCUACUAUCGCUGCACCUUUCAGGGAUGCAAUGUCAAGAAGCAAGUCCAGAGACUGACGAAAGACGAAGGAGUUGUAGUCACAACUUACGAAGGAAGUCAUUCGCAUCCAAUUGAGAAGUCGACCGACAAUUUCGAGCAUAUAUUGAGCCAGUUCCAAAUCUACACCUCCAUUUAAGAGAACUAUGGAGAGAUUAGUGCCUAAUAGAAGUCCAAAGAGAGGAAGGCUCCAUCAAUAUGUUUUGUACAUAUAUAUAUCCACACACAUAUAUAUAUGUCACGUACUUUAAUAUGAUCAGAAACUUAAUGAUGAAACUAAAUCUAGGGUCCAUGAAGUUCGUUUGAACGAGAUCAAUGAAUUUGUUUUUUGUUGUUUUAUUUUUAAAAUUAGAUAUUAUAGCCACCAAUUCCAAGUUAUGCAAACGAUUUUCUUACU
Molecule: messenger RNA, 980 nt
Organism: Punica granatum (pomegranate)
Lineage: Eukaryota; Viridiplantae; Streptophyta; Magnoliopsida; Myrtales; Lythraceae
Source: RefSeq, a predicted model, not a curated record